This is a messenger RNA of Nanorana parkeri, 1315 nucleotides long. RefSeq names its product 4-hydroxyphenylpyruvate dioxygenase like (gene HPDL). Bases 119 to 1300 code for a protein of 393 amino acids. Lineage: Eukaryota; Metazoa; Chordata; Amphibia; Anura; Dicroglossidae. The record is from RefSeq and is a predicted model, not a curated record. Gene Ontology annotation, biological process: aromatic amino acid metabolic process. Gene Ontology annotation, molecular function: 4-hydroxyphenylpyruvate dioxygenase activity. The transcript is spliced from 2 exons.
GACUCCCCCCCCUCGCUGUCACUGGAAUGGUACGUCCCGGGAGAUGAGAGUUACUUCGUAUGAAUGAGUUUCCUCCCACGUGACCGAGUGUGACCCGGCAAGGUUUACAGUCAGUAUCAUGGCGUCCCCACUCAUCCGCCUCAGCCACAUCACCCUGCAGGUCUCCAGCGCCCAGAAGACCAUCACCGAUCUGGUGACCAAAUACCGAUUCCUCCCGUUUGCUGCUCGUGGAUUGGACGGGACCUCGCCGUGUCAGGUGGCUGUAAGAAACGGGGGAGCGGUGUUCAUGGUGAAUGAAAACAAUCGGGAGACCCCGAAAGGUUCCUCUUUGCUCUACGAUUGGCCAGUUCCCCUCCCAUCAGCUGACACAGCCUGCAACAUCAGCUAUGAGGUGGAGGACGUCCCGGGUCUGUGCCGCCGACUGGCCGGUGAAGGUUGCCGCCUGUUAGUACCUCCGACGGUGCUCCAUGAUGAUGGCGGCUCAGUUUCGUACUGUGUGGUGAAGUCUGCCGUUGGAAACGUGAACCACACAUUGAUUGACCGCACUCGAUACGGAGCGCCCUUCCUUCCCGGGUUCCAGAUGCUCCACAAGAGUGAUCCUGACCCCGCAGGGGAUGUGACCUCCGUAGACCACGUCACAUAUGCCUGCCCACAAGGAACCACUCCGCGUGUCAUGGACUGGUAUAGACGUUGCUUUGGGUUCCAGCAUUUCCCUCUGUCCAGCAGGGAAGACCCCGAACGGGGCUUUGAGAUUUGUGGCCCUCAGAUAGGUCUGCGUUUGACUUCCGUGGAGUGCCCCGGGCAUAACGAAGUGGGUAAGAUAGUAAUGGCUGAAUCUUUACCGCAGCAAGGAACCAACCAGAUCGACCAGUUCCUGCAGCACCACCGAGAAGGUGGAAUUCAGCACGCCGGCCUCGCCACUCCCGAUAUCUUCAAAGCCGCCUCUGCAUUGGCGCAGCGCGGAGUCCUGUUUGCCGGGCACCCCCCUUCGUACUAUACCGACCCCCAGAAACAUGCGGAGAUCCUCUGCGCAGGGUUAACCCCUCAACACCUGUCACAGUUUGGGAUCUUGCUGGACUCUUCCACGGGGAACGCGGAAUUGGCGGAGGAGGACAGAAGGAUCUUGUUACAGGUUUUCGCCGAGCCGCUCUUCAGCAAAGAUUCCUUCUACCUGGAGCUCAUCGAACGCAGGGGAGCGCGGGGAUUCGGGGAAGGAAACAUCCGCGCUCUAUGGCGGUCUAUGCAGCAUAUGAUUGAAGAUCGGACCCAGAAACAGCAGGAGGGGGCCGCGUCCCACUGACCACCCGUCACCAUU